This is a messenger RNA of Merops nubicus (carmine bee-eater), 2244 nucleotides long. RefSeq names its product chromosome unknown open reading frame, human C14orf37 (gene ARMH4). The transcript has 8 exons. The record is from RefSeq and is a predicted model, not a curated record. NCBI's taxonomy places the organism in Eukaryota, Metazoa, Chordata, Aves, Coraciiformes, Meropidae. Bases 1 to 2244 code for a protein of 747 amino acids.
AUGAGUAGAUCAAUGGGAUUUAAUAUCUGUGUAGUCACCUGCAGCAUCCUGACCCUGCUCUUGUCAUCCAGUCCACCAUGCCUUGCUUCUCAGCUACUGGAGGAGAGGGACAUGACAAAGGCCCAGCAUGGCCCCUGGGUGGGGAAUGGGGUAGAAGAUGAAAGGACAAGUAUGCUGAACUUGAAAAAUAACCUGGGCCCGUCUGAGCAGAGUGUCUCUGAGGAGCCCUCUGCAAAGCCAUCUGGGACACCCUUCAGUGAAGCUGUUGCUGCAGAAGGAGACGUGCUGCCUGUAAGCCCAAGCCAUGGCAUCCUGGGCAGCCAGGGCCUGGGGGCUCCCACCUCUGCUGUGGCAGUGGCUGCUGUGGAUGAGGAGGAGCUGGGUCCCACAAAGUCAGAGCUGGAUGAGGAUGAUGCAUUCAAGGCCAUGCUGACCACAGCUGUGACCACACUGAGCCCUGCUGUCCAGGAGGAGUCUGUUGAUGGUGCCAUUAAUGAAGCCACCACAGAGGGAGGUGUUGAAGUAGAGCAUAGCUCUGCUGGCCUCUCAGCAAACCCCCUUUCUGGCAGAGCUGAGGAGGAGGAGGCAGAGAACAGCUCAAACCCCUCUGCUGCACCCAAGCCCACACUGUACCCCAGCUCCCCAAGCUGGGAAGCAGCAAGUGACCACCUUGUCAUCCCAUCUCCCCAGCCUCACAGUGUGACCUCCGAGGUGGGAGCCUCCACAGGGAGCCCUCUGAAGUAUUUGGCUGCUCAAGCAUCUGUGGCUGCAAAAGGUCGCCUCAUGGUGUCUGAGGCCUCCUUCCACCUGGGAGCAGGGACAGGGGCUGGGCAAGGAGAGCUGCCUACCACGGCUGGCACGGUCACCAGUUCCCCCACAGACACUGUGCUACCUGACUGCGAUGACACAAAACUGGGAGAUGUAAGUCAGGGGGCAAGUGUGUCUUGUGAAGAGGUGACAGAGGACCUGGGGGCAGCAGAACUGUCCCAGACCCCCCUGGGAAGUGUGGGGGAGGAAGAGGAUGCAACAAGAGCACUGCCCUCCCCAGCGUCCCUUCCACCAACUCCUGAGCUUGCCCCAGAGACCAACAGCACAGUGUUGGUGGAAGGGGAGGAGCUGCCAGCAGCUUCCCCAGGUGCUGGUGGUGCUCUGCACAUGGAGAACCUGACAGAUGGAGACGUGGCUGAUCUCGGCUCGCUGGAAAACGUAAAUGCAGUCACAGCAGAGGAGGGGAAGAGCAUCCCACCAUCCCAGCCGGAGGCUGCUCUGGUGACACACACCCAGUCUGACCUCUCUCCUACUCUGGAAAGCUCAUGGAAAGGUGUUACUCAGGAGGUGACAACAGUUGCCCAGGAGGCUGAUGCUGCUCUGUCAGUUGUGACACUGGUGCCUGGUGCUACCUGGGGAGCAGGAGCUGCGAGCUUUCCUCAGGAAAACAGUGGGGAGGACACCCAGAUGCCAGCAGCUUCUAGUGCCACCCAGAUACUGGUGGCAGCUGGUACUUCCUCUAUGGCAAGCACUCUGGAUGUAAAAGCUCUCUCGGAUGUGGUUCUGGUCACCAGUAAGAAGGCUGUUCCAGCUCCUGGUGAGUUGACUGCUACCCAGUCUGGACAGACAGAGGAGCCAUCUGGUAGAACUGUGGUCCUGGUAACUCCAGCAUCAAUGGCAUCUUCUGUCAGGAGGACAGCUCUUCCAUCUGUGAGGAGGAUCAGUACAGCUGUGACCUACGGGCUGGACCGCCUGGAGUCAGAAGAGGGAGAAGAGGAAGAGGAAGAAGAGGAGGAGGAAGAAGAAGAAGACGAGGAAGAAGAAGAAGAGGAGGAGGACAAAGACAUAGAUUUGAUGGAUGAAAGCAUGGAGGGUGACUCGGAGCUGCCAGGUUUCACGCUUCCAGGAGAGACCUCCCAAGAGCCCAUAGGUGGCCUGGAAAACCCUGUGGCCCAGCUGGCAGGGAUGUCCUACCAAGUUCCUGACGCCAUCGAGUGGGAGCAGCAGAACCAGGGUCUAGUGAGAAGCUGGAUGGAGAAGCUGAAAGAUAAGGCAGGGUACAUGUCAGGGAUGCUGGUUCCUGUGGGGGUCGGGAUAGCUGGAGCCCUCUUCAUCCUGGGAGCACUCUACAGCAUUAAGAUCAUGAAUCGCCGGAGGAGAAACGGCUCAAAGAGACAUAAAAGAAAGCAGAGGGAGUUUAACAGCAUGCAGGACCGAGUCAUGCUCCUCGCUGACAGCUCUGAAGACGAAUUCUGA